Molecule: messenger RNA, 735 nt
Organism: Lagenorhynchus albirostris (white-beaked dolphin)
Lineage: Eukaryota; Metazoa; Chordata; Mammalia; Artiodactyla; Delphinidae
Gene: YPEL4
Product: yippee like 4
Exons: 6
Coding region: 306-689 (127 amino acids)
Source: RefSeq, a predicted model, not a curated record
GAAAUGUCCCUGCACUGAAAGGAGCGGAAGGAGAAGAGAGAAGAGUGAGCAGAGAGAUUGAGAGAGAGAGAGAGAGAGAGAGAGAGAGAGAUAGACGGAGAUCUCUGGAGCAGACCUCAAGGUGACUUCCAUUUCUAUCUGGUUCACGUCUGGGGGGGCCCUGGCCGGGCAGCCCCCCCACAUCUCUCCUGCCCUGAAACACGGCUCUAGCCAACCUGCUCCGCUGCUUCGCCUGCGACCGUCUGUGCGGGAGCUGCGCGGCACCAGCCCCUCCCGCCCGCCAGGGCGUCGCCCUCCGGCCCGUCAUGCCCAGCUGCGACCCUGGCCCGGCCCCUGCCUGCCUCCCCGCCAAGACUUUCCGCAGCUACCUGCCCCGCUGCCACCGCACCUACAGCUGCGUCCACUGCCGUGCACACCUGGCCAAACACGAUGAGCUUAUUUCCAAGUCCUUCCAAGGGAGCCACGGCCGAGCCUACCUGUUUAACUCCGUGGUCAACGUGGGCUGCGGGCCAGCUGAGCAGCGUCUCCUGCUCACGGGGCUCCACUCGGUAGCUGAUAUCUUCUGCGAGAGCUGCAAAACCACCCUCGGCUGGAAAUAUGAACAAGCUUUUGAGACGAGCCAGAAGUACAAAGAAGGGAAGUACAUCAUUGAAAUGUCACACAUGGUGAAGGACAACGGCUGGGACUGAGGGGCUCCGGCAGGCUGUGCCCUUCCUCCGCAUGCCCCACCCUCCC